This is a messenger RNA of Tribolium madens (black flour beetle), 1545 nucleotides long. RefSeq names its product sialin-like. Gene Ontology annotation, molecular function: transmembrane transporter activity. The record is from RefSeq and is a predicted model, not a curated record. Gene Ontology annotation, biological process: transmembrane transport; monoatomic anion transport. Lineage: Eukaryota; Metazoa; Arthropoda; Insecta; Coleoptera; Tenebrionidae. Bases 47 to 1519 code for a protein of 490 amino acids. The transcript is spliced from 4 exons.
AUGUGUCAAAUCAGUCAAAUUCGUCAAAAUUUAAAAAUUUCGAGCAAUGCCGAGCUCGGACCAAAUCAGUUCAGCUGCAGUGUCUCGCACUUCCGACUUCCUCGAAAGUAAAUACUCAAAAUAUUUUCUUAUCCCUCAACGUUACGUCUUUUCCCUCCUCGCUACUCUCAUACUCACCAACGCAUCCUCAAUCCAAUACAGUCUGGAUAUCUUAGCUUUGAAUAACUUCAUUUUGGACAAAAAGAUCCAAACCAACGACACGUGUCCCUUUACCAAUCAAACCCGAGAAAGGGACCACAUAUUACCCAAAAACGAAUCGGUUUUGGUCUAUGAUUGGGGACUUGAGACACGCUACAUGAUCAGGGAUUCGUUCUAUUGGACUACUUUGUUGGUCUCAAUCCCAGGAGGGGUUCUUUCGGAUCAGUUUGGGGGCAAAUACAUUGUGACUUUAAGUGUCUUGUUUUCGGCUUUUACCAAUUUUGUUGCCCCAGCCGUCAUUGAUAUGGGCAAAGGGAGAGUGGGAUUCGUGAUAAUGGUUCGAGUUUGUCUCGGUUUGUUUCAUGGUGUUUUGGACGCGGCGAUAAUGGCGCUUCUUGCACGUUGGGCCCCCAUUUACGAACGUGCCACCAUGUCGAGUCUCAUUUACGGGAGUAGAUUUCUAGGGGAGCAACUCUCCCAUGCUGUGCAUAAAGCCUUCGAGAAUUUCACUUGGAGACCCAUGCUUUAUUUUCUUGCAAGUGUUCAUCUCGUUUUGGGCGUUUUUUGGCACUUGCUUGUGUAUCCAAGUCCGGCCCAAAACCCGUUUUUGGCAUUGAGUGAGAAGAGGUAUUUGGACGAGGAGCCCGAUUCGAGUUUGGUCGAUGGUUGGAAAAAAGUCCCAUGGAGUAGGAUACUCAAAUCGAAGGCUCUUUGGGGCUUGUGUUUUUUCCAAAUUGGCUCGAGUUGGUCCUGGGUUGUGUUUAGGGAAACCCUUUUUUUGUAUAUGCCGAGAGUUUUAAAAUCGCAUGCUGUGUGGGAGACGGCUUGGUGGACCCCUUUAUUUCUUUACUAUGGUUUAGCAUUAUUUUAUGGGUUUGCUGCCGAUUGGUUUGUUAAAGAACGGCAUUUGAGUGUGACUGCGAUGCGAAAAUUGUACGUCCUUAUAGGUAAUUUUAUUCCCGGUUUAUGUCUCAUUUUUGUAACUUUUGAACGCUGUAACGAAUUCACUGUUAUGGUUUACACAACAAUUUCUUUGUGUUUGGAUGCAAUGUAUUUUGCCUCAAAUAUGGUUAAUGGGUUAGAUUUGACGUCGAAUUUUGCCGGGACUAUAACAGCAAUCACGGGUACUAUUGAUUUUUUAAUUCUUGGAUCGAGUACUCUACUAAUCAAUGAUUUUUUCGUGGCUAAAGAUUCUUUGAGUCAAUGGAGCUUCUUACUUUGGUUCUCGUGUGCUGUUGAAAUUGGUGGUGCUGUCUUAUUUUUAAUGCUUGGGAGUGGAGAAAGACAAAGUUGGAAUUACAUCGAGAAGCUGAUAAACUAAAAACAAUAAAAAACUAUUUCUUGUGG